Messenger RNA from Lethenteron reissneri (Far Eastern brook lamprey), 1058 nucleotides. RefSeq names its product zinc finger protein ZFP2-like. The record is from RefSeq and is a predicted model, not a curated record. Gene Ontology annotation, cellular component: nucleus. Lineage: Eukaryota; Metazoa; Chordata; Hyperoartia; Petromyzontiformes; Petromyzontidae. Gene Ontology annotation, biological process: regulation of gene expression.
CGCUCACUGAGAUCCGAGGUUUGGGAGAAAAACGGAAAAGCCAGUGGAACACCAAUGCCGACGGUGACGGCCGACGCCAGGAUAGCAGCCACGGGCUUGAAGCGAGGGCAACCCGGCUCUUGUCCCAAGAAAGGAAUCCGCUCCCCGCUGCCCUCCACGGUGGCUGCACGCUGAGCCCCAACUUUCCCAGGAGCUGACGCUCUCUCUGCAGAAUUGGCCUGAUGGAGCAAAGGCACUCAGCGCAGUUCAGUACAAGAAGGAAACAAUGCGACCAGCAUGCAAACAGCACGGAUUGUACUGGAAACUUGACACAGCACCAGAGAACACACACAGGAGAGAAACCUUUCAAGUGCACUGUGUGUGAGAAGGCGUUUGCAAAGUCAUCAAAUCUUAAGACCCACCAGAGAACACACACAGGAAAGAAACCUUUUAAGUGCAGUGUGUGUGGGAAGGCGUUUGCAAAGUCAUCAAUUCUUAAAUCACACCAGAGAACACACACAGGAGAGAAACCUUUCAAGUGCACUGUGUGAGAAGGCGUUUGCACGGUCAUCCAUUCUUAAAUCACACCAGAGAACACACAAAGGAGAGAAACAUUUUAAGUGCACUGUGUGUGAGAAGGCGUUUGCACGGUCAUACAUUCUUAAAUCACACCAGAGAAGACACACAGGAGAGAAACCUUUCAAGUGCGCUGUGUGUGAGAAGGCGUUUGCACUGUCAUGCAUUCUUAAAUCACACCAGAGAACACACACAGGAGAUAAACCUUUCAAGUGCACUGUGUGUGAGAAGGCGUUUGCACAGUCACCACAUCUUCAAAGACACCAGAGAACACACACAGGAGAGAAACAUUUCAAGUGCAUUGUGUGUGGGAAGGCGUUUGCACAGUCAUCACAUCUUCAAAGACACCAGCGAACACACACAGGAGAUAACCCCUUCAAGUGCAGUGUGUGUGGGAAGGCAUUUUUUUAUUCAUCUACUCUUAAACAACACCAGAGAACACACACAGGAAAGAAACCUUUUAAGUGCACUCUGUGUGGGAAGGCGUUUGCAAUGUCAUCAAA